Colletes gigas is the source of this 2517-nucleotide messenger RNA. RefSeq names its product annexin B11-like. Gene Ontology annotation, cellular component: cytoplasm. The record is from RefSeq and is a predicted model, not a curated record. Lineage: Eukaryota; Metazoa; Arthropoda; Insecta; Hymenoptera; Colletidae. The transcript is spliced from 9 exons. The coding region runs from base 190 to 1734 and encodes 514 amino acids. Gene Ontology annotation, molecular function: calcium ion binding; calcium-dependent phospholipid binding.
UCCCACUACAGCUUCCGCUGAAACGACGUUUCUAUUAAAUUUGUGUAAGAAACUGUUUUGUCACGGUAAACGUAGUCAAACGUAGCCACGUACACGACACGAGUACCAAGUAUUUAGUACUUAUAUAAAAGAAUUCGGUGAAAGCUUAGAUUCCACUUCACUAGCAGUUUACUUUGAUAAAAUAAAAAAAUGAGUUACGGAUAUCAAGGACCACCGGUGAUUCAGUUUCCGGGACACAUGCCACCACCAACAUCGUUCGGGGCUCCGCCUGGUACGCCCUCUGCCCCCAGUGCUCCGCCGUAUCCCCAAAGUGGCAAUGUAGGCUUCUCAAAUGCUCCCCCGAUGUCUUUCGGAAUGCCACAACCUUAUUCUCCCUACCCUCAGACUGCGUAUCCACCGCAACCUAAUCAUCCUGUACCUGGACAGUGUCCACCUCCCCUAGCACCAGGAGGCCCUACACAGCAAACACCGUAUCCUAUGCCUAGUUCUAUGCCUUAUUCGUCUCAACAACCCCAGCAACCUUAUCCUGCUCAACCUUCUGCAUAUCCACAGCAGCAAAACUGUGGCAUGUAUCCGAAUCUUCAAGGAGCACCAGAUGCCCGAGAAUAUUUCAACCAACCUUCUCCUUACCCCGCUCCUACUACUUAUACAAAUAACGCAAGCAUGUACCAAGGCGGAAGCUAUUCUGGGGGGCAGGGCGCAGGAACAUAUUCUCCUUACGGAGGUAAAUCUGCUCCACCCCAGCAUUCUCACCCAGCCCCAGCCCCCCGGAGAAAUCAGUUUACGCCUAAGUUAUCCCCAACCGUCGUGCCCUACAGCGAUUUCGAUGCCAGGGCUGACGCGGAAGCUUUGAGAAAAGCCAUGAAGGGAUUCGGUACGGACGAAAAGACAAUCAUUAACGUACUUGCCAAUCGCAGUAAUCUGCAACGCCAAGAAAUUGCCGUCCAAUUCAAGACUCUCUAUGGAAAAGAUCUUAUAAAGGACUUGAAAUCAGAAUUGUCCGGUAAUUUCGAAAAACUGAUUCUUGAUAUGAUGAUGCCACUACCCCAGUAUUAUGCCAAAGAACUACACGAUGCGAUGUCUGGUGUCGGUACUGAUGAAUGCGUACUGAUCGAAGUACUAUGCACUAUGUCUAAUCACGAGAUUCGUGUUAUUAAACAGGCUUACGAAGCAAUGUACGGAAGAUCGUUGGAGGAUGACCUAACAGGCGAUACAUCCGGUAACUUCAAACGUUUAAUGGUAUCGUUGUGUUGUGCCAACAGAGAUGAGUCAUUCGACGUGAAUCCAUCUGCCGCGAUGGAAGAUGCCAAGGAACUUCUCCGAGCCGGCGAGCUUCGUUUCGGGACCGAUGAGUCAAUAUUCAAUGCAAUUCUCGUUCAAAGGAACGUUCCUCAACUGAAACAGAUAUUCAUAGAAUACGAAAACAUAACCGGCCACGACAUCGAAAGCGCUAUCGAGAACGAGUUCUCGGGCGACGUUAAGAAAGGCCUUCUUGCGAUUGUGAAAUGUGUAAAAAACAGAGCCGGUUUCUUCGCCGAACAGUUGUACAAGAGUAUGAAGGGUCUCGGCACGGACGACAAUCGUUUGAUCAGAUUAAUCGUCACGCGUUGCGAGGUAGACAUGGGAGACAUAAAAGAAAUGUUCAGGCAUCAGUAUAACGAGUCUUUGGAGAAUUUCAUUUCCGGCGACUGUUCCGGUCAUUAUAAGAAGUGUCUACUGGCUCUCAUUUCUUAAAAUCUGCAUAACCAGAGUAAAAGAUAAAUUUUGUCUGCAUUUAAAGUAAAUUUUCAAGUUUGAACGUGUGUACCUAUAUUUAUUGUUGACUUAUUCGUCCUUCGAUACGUUACAAAUUCGAAUGAUACGCGCUUCACGUUGAAAUGAAUCUAUAAAUGCUACUGUUCCUAUACAAAGAUGUUCACAUGCCAAUAUUUACGAACAAUCUAUAGCUUUAUACAUGUUUUACAUUAAAUUUAUUACUUAUUCCGCAUGUUCCAGACAUGUUUAAACAUUAGAAAGUAUUCAGAGUAUACGAGUCUCGUAAAAACUAGAAAUUGACUGGUUCGCGAUGAUAAGAAAAAUAUUCUUAAACGGUACUAGGUAUUUCUAUUAGAUGAUACUGUUUUUAAUACUAUAUAUUUACUGUUUCUUACUUAUAUCUAUAUAUACUAUAUUGAUACAAACAGAUACGAAUAUGAAUUCUAUUUUAAUAAUACUUGAUGUAUGUAUUGUUACGAUUCUUACCUUUACUGUACUAUGCGUCUUUGAUCUUGUUCCUCUGUGAACAUAGCUAGGUUAAAUUGUGUAACUGUCUGACAUACUUCGUGUAAUUGUGAUAUUGUUUAUUAUAAAAUCAAUAAUAUUCAAACCCAUGUAAUUAUGCACCCGCUAUAAAACAAAAUUGUAUUAUUUAUCUACAAUUUCUAGAAAUCUGUAAUUAGAGUUCUAAUUUCCUUGAAUCUGUUUAUUUCUGCUUUAAGACUUUAAUUUACUGGAAACCCACGCAACAGUAUACUUUCA